CGUAACAAAUGACUCUUCAUGCCAGGAAAUUUGAAGUGUUUAUGUAGGAUAUGCCGAGGUGAUGGGCCUCCCGUGUCCAGAUAUUUACGUUUAUCCCAUAAACGUAAAUAUGGAGAUUUCGCAAGCUAUAACGCCUAUGAGUAUGACGAUCAAUCGGUUCUCAACUAUGCAGAAAAGGAACGUCCGGAAAGCGAUAAUGAUAAGCUCCAGGAUGAUGACGAUUCCAGAGAACAAGAUAAUAAUUAUAACGAAUCUACUCAACAGGAAUUUGAACACCCUAAUGGUGAACAGAACAACGCUGAAAGGACACUGCAUUUGGACCAUAUUGAUACAGAUGCAGAGAUGGACACUGCCUUUGAAAUUUCUUCAGAAUCUGAUCAGUCUUCUAACAGUGGUGAUAGUCUAGAAGAGAAUGGUGAUUCAUGUACAAACAAUUUGAAUGAUAUAGUUAAAAAGGGGAUAUGGAAUUUCAACUAUGAUAAGACCUUGUAUUCAUCAGGAUUGGCAAUUGAAGAAAUACCAGGCACUGAUUUGACUAUUUUACAAUGGAUUGCCUUGAAUUUUCACACAUUUACCAGUCAUCCAAGCUUUAGCAAGGAAGCCUUUACAGAUACACUGAAAAUUCAAAAACGAUUGCUGACCAGUACUUCCAAUGGUAGAAAUAUACCUCUGCCAUCAUCAUAUUAUGAAGCAAAGAAACUGAUACGUGAUUUUCUGGUGAAAAAAGUUUCAUUCCAUGUUUGUCCUAAGGACUGUGUUAUCUUUCGCAAUUCUGAAAAGUAUUCCUACGCUGAUCUGCAAAAGUGCCCUGUGUGUGGGGAAGAAAGGUAUAAAAAUCACGAAAAGAAAACUCCACACAGAACAUUUGAUUACAUUCCAAUAGGACCAAGAUUAGCACGGAUAUAUGGCGAACCAAACUUGGCCACGAUUGUGCAAUCUCAUCCAGGCUCAACAAAUGAACUUCUUGAAAAACACAAUCAAAUGUUUGACAUACACGAUGCACCCAAAUGGAAAUCUGUUUAUUCAGAAAAUGGGUUUUUUAAGUCAGACAAAAUGGGUCUUUCUUUUGCGAUGGAAGUUGAUGGUGUCAAUCCCUAUCAUAAUAUUGGUGUUAUCUACUCCAUGACACCUAUCAUGUUAACUAUUCUGAACUUACCACGACAUAUCAGGAAUCGAUUUGAAAGUAUUAUGCUUGUAGGGAUAAUCAAAGGACAAAGAAACCAUUCUGAAGCAAGUGUUGAUGCCUAUGUAGAGGUUUUGGUAGACGAACUGCUGUUUCUAAGUGGCUGCACGACAUUCACUGCUUACAAUAAAGCACCAGUACAAGUCAAACUUAAACUGCUGUUGCAUGUUUUAGAUUAUCCAGGCCUAUCCAAACUUUUUCACCAACAUGGAAGUGGAAGUCUGUCAGCCUGUCAUUGGUGCAAUAUUCAAGGAAUUCACUGUCCAAAGUUACAGAAAGUAGUGUACUUACAAAAUAGAUCUUAUUUGAAAGACAAUGACAUGAUCAGACAGGAUUAUUCUAAUUUUAUCGGAAAAUGUGUUGACGAUAGCUCCAAACCAAAGGCAAGAAUAUUGGAGACAGAGAAAACCUACAGGGAAGCAUAUGAAAAUGCGAAAAAUAAGACACAAGCAAAAACUGUAGCAAAAGUAACAGGGUGUAAAGGAAAAUAUCCCUUACUUAACUUACCGGGUCACAACAGAAUAGAGGAGUGUUGCCCAGAUGCUUGUCAUACAUUGAAAGAUGUUGUGCAGACAAUAGUUCAUCUUAUCAGCUGCAAAAAUGUCAACAAAGAAAAGAAAAUUGCAGCAGAAAAGCAUUAUGGUAGAUUUAAUGACUUUCGUCAAGAUCCACCAAAUGCAUCUUGUGACAAAGAUUUAGAAGUCCCUGAGAAAUCCUCUAGGAAACGUAAAUGGCAUUCCGUCUCUAAAUCUAAGCCGAAAGCCUCCAGUCGACAAGUUUUAACACAAGAUUCUUCUGUAGCUGAUUGUGAACAUCCAGCUGUGCAAUACCCAUUCUUUCUUACAAGGAACGAAUUGAAAAAAGCGGAUGAACGUGCAAACUUGCUAAAAUUUCCAAUUGACUUUGGACUGAAAUCUGCAGAUUAUUUCUCAAAAAGUAGCAGCUUAAAAUCCCAUGAUUGGAAACAAUUAGGCACACAGGGAAUACUGAAAUUUUGUAUAAGAGGAUUAUUGGGAAAUUUGCAAAGACGCACAUUAUUCAUGUUACUGGACUGUUUCUCAGACAUAUGCUGUGAACACCAAAGCUUAGAUGAACUUGAUGAACUUGAAGGUCGCUUCAAUACAGCAUUGGCACGUCUUGAACGUGAUUUUCCCAUCACAUUACAGAACAUCACAACACACAUUUUGCACCACAUAAUUGAUGGGAUUAGAUCUUUUGGCCCAGUGUACGGGACUUGGAUGUAUGUAUUUGAGAGAUUUAAUAGUUGGCUGUGUAAAAGGUCUCUAAAUAUGUGCCAUCCUGAGGCCACUGCAACAGAAACAUAUAUUUUAUAUGAUUGGUGCCAGUUUAUGAUACAAUCUGGUAAACUUGAUAUUAACACUGCAUCUCUACCUGGAAUUAGUGAAGAUGUGCAAGACGACGUAUACAAAGAAGGUCGUAUUGGAAAUAGUGGAAGAAGAGAGAGAAUAGCUUUGGGCUUGAGGUACUUGGAUGUAAUUCAUGGACAAUGUGGUACAAGAACUGCUGAAUGUAAUAUUAGUAAUGGCUGUAAAGUUGAUAAAAUUACUGACACAGUGUUAGUAGAACAACCUUUCUUAAAGAAGAGGAUAACUUAUAGUUGUCGCUCUGCUGAAAAAUGUACAAAAACAGUAUCUUCCUUUGUGUGUGUGGAAAGCAAGAGGGGUUCUCAAAAUCAAAAGCUUGUUGAUGGAAAGUUUGCAGCUUUUGGACGUAUACAAUAUUUCCUUGAACAUAAAGGAGGAAGCAACAAGAGGGAUCUCCUUGCAUGUGUUAGCUUGUUUGAGAACACUGAGUAUGACGUUGAAAAUGGCCUGUGGUUUGCACGAUCAGAAGAAAUCAGAAAGUCUCGAUAUGUCCAUACAGAUUCACUGUCAGCACCUUUAAUAACUGGCACAGACAAUGGGUGUUUAUGGUUUUGCAAUUACAGAAAAGCACGGUCUAAACAGAUUUAGCCAACAUAAUCAUAUUCUUAGCUAACAUAUGAUCAUAUUCUUCCAAAUGUGUACUUCAUUACAAAGUGUACAUGCAUAAUAUGGUACAUGUAUUGCACAAUGUAUUAAUGAUUGCAGACAUACUGUAUACUGAAACAAAACAUUUAAUUGAGUGGAAUAUGAAAUUUAUUUAACUAAGAUAUAAUUGGAAAUUAUUGUAUGUCAUG
Mizuhopecten yessoensis (Yesso scallop) is the source of this 3362-nucleotide messenger RNA. RefSeq lists its product as uncharacterized. Lineage: Eukaryota; Metazoa; Mollusca; Bivalvia; Pectinida; Pectinidae. The coding region runs from base 19 to 3156 and encodes 1045 amino acids. The transcript is spliced from 3 exons. The record is from RefSeq and is a predicted model, not a curated record.